Rhopalosiphum maidis (corn leaf aphid) is the source of this 1527-nucleotide messenger RNA. RefSeq names its product putative malate dehydrogenase 1B. Lineage: Eukaryota; Metazoa; Arthropoda; Insecta; Hemiptera; Aphididae. Bases 1 to 1527 code for a protein of 508 amino acids. The record is from RefSeq and is a predicted model, not a curated record. Gene Ontology annotation, biological process: tricarboxylic acid cycle; malate metabolic process; oxaloacetate metabolic process. Gene Ontology annotation, molecular function: L-malate dehydrogenase (NAD+) activity. The transcript has 8 exons.
AUGUUUACAUACUUCAUUGCUGGCGUGCCGAAAUGCCAGGACUUCGGUCACGCCAAACUCGUCGCUGAAAAAUUAAGACUCUCUCUUCCCAGAUUCUCGUAUAAAAUCAUAGUUAAAACUGAAGAAGAAUAUCAAGAUUGGAUGAAUAAAUUUUGCCUCGAACAAAAAUGGAAGAUCAAUAAAAAUCCGUUAGUCUGGAAACGUGUACCCAACUCAAACGGCUCUUGUCAUUUGAUCGGUGGAAUUAACGAAUUUUUUGACCAUCUCAUAGAAUAUUAUAAUGUCGACACACGUUUGGACAAACGAAUAAAAAAACAAAUAGCGCUGGAUAACGAAAAGAGACUGCCGUUUAUGUUGACCGAGCAAAAACCCGUGUGCCGACCCGUAGCGAGAAAGGUGUGCAUAACCGGUGCAGUUUAUCCGUCUACUUGUUACUUGGUUUCUGAACUAUUGCAAUUGAAACAACUUCAAGCUGAAAGCGGUGGUGGUGUAAGCAUAUCUUUGCACCAUAAGAACUCGAACAAUUACGGAGAUCUGAUAAGGAUUAAAAACGAAAUUUGUGACGCCGAAUUUAAUGUUCGUGGUUGUAGUAUGGUCACGGUGGUCAAUAGCGUCGAAGAAGGAUUGUUGAAUUGCGAUUUAUUAAUUGUAAUAGGCAGCAUGAAAAGAGGAGAAAAUGAAGACCAAGACAUAUGGACAAACCGGAAUUUCAUCGCAAUGAAGAGUUUGGCGUCAAUUCUCAACCGCCACUGUCCCGUACGCUGCAAAGUACUGCUGAUGAGCAUGGAUCUAUUGUGUUUCAACCUAAGCGUUUUGGCUGAGAACGCUGAAAAAGUUUAUUUAUACAAUAUUGUUGGUGUGACUGGUCAUCACGGUAUAGUGACGUUACCAACCAUUUCACGGGUGACGAGUAUCCCGAUCUCAGACCUCCACUGUCCACCAGUUUGGGGUUUUGACGGUUCGGCGCAAUAUAUUGAUUUCAAACACGUGAUCUACCAUUGCGGUAGAUCGGGGGUGGACCUCGGAAAACCGGAUUACUACGAUUGCGAAGACGCGGCCACGGUUGUGCACAAUUAUUCGGCAGACCGAAACAAGCACAAAUACUUGCAGAACGUAUUACUACAGUCAGAGAGUUUGCAAACGGGAGGCGACGGCGAGCACGGUGUCGUGAACACAACCAUUGAAUCAAAUACCAGCGUAGUGUGUCAUCUGUGUAGCUUGCCCGAAAUACGCGUGGCCGUCCGAAUGAUUUCGGAAUGGUUCAAAAACGACAGCCGUGUAACAAUCAGCGCUGCAGUUUUCUCAGACGGAACGUUUGGCCUACCAUUUGGUAUAUUUAUAUCUCAGCCAGUUUGCAUGGAAAAUGGUGAAUGGAAACCAAAUUUUGACUUCCCAUCUCCAGAUGAAACGAUCAUUAUUGACAUACUGUCUAAAGUAGAGGAUAUUACAUUCGAUUAUAACCUCGGGAAAAGGUUUAAUGUUCAAUACCCCGCGAGAGAAUCAAGAACAAACAUCUUUGACGAAUAA